UGUUUAGAAAAUGAAAAGGAUUGUGUUCCCUAUUUAAUGGCCAUGCUCAGAAAGAAUGUCAUCAGAGGACCUAGAGGCCAAGAUUCAUCCGACGCUCAGCUGAGCCAGGCCAGCAGCAGCACCCACAUUUCUCCAUGGCCCUCAUGCUCUCUCUCCUUUCCGCCCUGGUGGUGUUCAGCUAUGGCCACGGUGGGUCUCUGGGCUGCAACCUGACUGUGAACCACGAUUUGGUCAGCAGGGAGAACUUCUUGCUUCUGGAUCAGAUGAGGAGAAUCUCCCCUUCCCUGUGUCUGGAUGACAGAAAAGACUUCAGAUUCCCCCAGCAGGCGGUGAAUGGCAGCCAGGUCCAGAAGACCCAGGCCAUCUCUGUCCUUUACGAGAUGCUAGGGCAGACCUCCAGAGUCUUCCUCACAGAGCAGUCCUCUGCUGCCUGGAACACGACCCUGCUGGACAAGCUCCUCACUGGACUCCAUCGGCAGCUGGAAGACCUGGAACCCUGUUUGGUGCAGGAGGUGGGACAGGAAGAAUCUGCCGCUGGGAAGGACCCUACAGCGGACGUGAAGAGGUACUUCUUGGGCAUCCGUCUCUACCUGAAACAGAAGAAAUACAGUGACUGUGCCUGGGAGGUUGUCAGAGAGGAAAUCAUGAGUUCCUUCUCUUCAUCAACAAGUUUGCAAGAAGGGUUAAGAAAGAAGGAUGGAGACCUGGGCUCACCUUGA
Molecule: messenger RNA, 719 nt
Organism: Rhinolophus ferrumequinum (greater horseshoe bat)
Lineage: Eukaryota; Metazoa; Chordata; Mammalia; Chiroptera; Rhinolophidae
Product: interferon omega-2-like
Exons: 1
Coding region: 135-719 (194 amino acids)
Biological process (GO): B cell proliferation; B cell differentiation; defense response
Cellular component (GO): extracellular region
Molecular function (GO): cytokine activity; type I interferon receptor binding
Source: RefSeq, a predicted model, not a curated record